Messenger RNA from Malus domestica (apple), 921 nucleotides. RefSeq names its product small ribosomal subunit protein eS30z/eS30y/eS30x. The record is from RefSeq and is a predicted model, not a curated record. Gene Ontology annotation, biological process: translation. Lineage: Eukaryota; Viridiplantae; Streptophyta; Magnoliopsida; Rosales; Rosaceae. Gene Ontology annotation, molecular function: structural constituent of ribosome. Gene Ontology annotation, cellular component: cytosolic small ribosomal subunit; ribosome.
UCUUGGAAUAUACAUAACAUUCUUUUACUCUCUCUCCUUCCUCUCUCUACAUUUUCUCUCUGUACUUUCCUUCAUUACUGUUGACAGUAUUAAAUAGUGGUCGAAUUAAUUUAAUCACUCUACUAAUCCUUCCAAAAGGAGGGGAUUAUUAGUCCGUUCCCUUCCCUCUCUCUCUCACUUGGUUCUCCACGACACCUGCUGUCUCCGUCGUCCCUCUCGCCGUCGUCGUUCUCCCCGUCGUCGUUCUUGCCGGCACCGUCAGGCACGCAGGCUUGACAAAAACGACUUUGCUCCCCUGAUUUUAAUUUUGUUUAUCAUUUUCGUCCAAUCGUUGUAAAAGCUGCCGGCAAAUAGCAGCAGCAUCUGCAAUCAGCCAUGGGUAAGGUUCACGGGUCGCUCGCGCGUGCCGGGAAGGUCAGGGGUCAGACCCCGAAGGUCGCCAAGCAAGACAAGAAGAAGAAGCCCAGAGGCCGCGCCCACAAGCGCUUGCAGUACAACCGGAGAUUCGUCACCGCCGUUGUUGGAUUCGGGAAGAAGAGGGGGCCUAAUUCUUCUGAGAAGUAAGGCCGCUCUUUGGGGAGUUUUGCUGUUUUCGUAUGAGGCAUUAGUUUCAUCUGAAGUUUCAGAUUAUGGUUUGACAUUAUCUACUGCUUCUGUUUCGUUGUUCUAAAUCGAAGCAUGUUUUGAUUUCCGGAUUGGGAAUGCAUAUUUAAAAUAAAAAAUCGUUGUAAAAUCUCAUGAGGAUGAUCCAGUCAAAGGUCUAAUGCUUAAUUUUCCUUAAAUUAAUGUCAUAAUUAACGGUUAAGAGAAAUCUGGGGAAGUGAGGGUGUUGGGGUGUGCGGCGGAGAGAUCUGGAAAGACAAAUGAUUUCAAUUUUUUUUAAGUUUGAUUUAAAUAAGGGAAGAUUCUGUUCAUUUUUAA